GUCAAAAAAAAAAAAAAACUGGGUUUUUGUGGGGGGUUUUUUCAUAUGGUAUUUUUGAUUGUUCUCUAUGUAAAGAUUUGAUUAACUAUGCAUGAUUUAGUACUUGUGUACAUGGUUGUUUAACUUGAGGCAUCAGUUGUAUGUGUGUGUAAAUGUACUCAAUUACUGAUGUAUAUGCUUUAAUGGGUAUGCAGUACUUUUGAUCAUGUACAUAAAAUUCUAUUAUCAUUGGUAUUCAACUGUGUUACUGCAUAGUUUUAUCCGAGGGGUUUUACGAAUGUUGUUGUAAAGGUCUUACAUAUGGUUCCUAAUUCAACUCUACUUGCAAGUCAUUCUCUAAUAAGCUCUGUUUCUGCCCUUCAUGGAUCUACUCCUAAGUUUCAAAAGUAUUUAUGUGGGAAUAUUGGUGUAGAUUAACUAAAGCUGCAUUUGAUAUGCCUACAUCACUGAAAUCUUGAGGUGCCAAGUUUGACAAUUAUCAGUGUGCAUGCAAUGCUAGGCUGGACUGUGGAGAGGUGUCUCUACAAAUGGAGGGUUAAAGAUUAGGAUUAUCAAUGAAUGGCCAAGAAGGAUUUUGGUUAUAUAUAGUAACUUAACUCCACAAUUGCUGCUAUAUUCAUGGGAGAAAAAAUUACUAGAAUCAGAGUGGAGAAGAGAGAGAAUUCAAUAGGAAAAGAGCAGGUUUUCUAUUCAUGAUGGGGAACUGCAUCCAAAGGGCUCAAGAUGUAGGCAUGAAUGCUAUUCCAGUUGCCGCGCAACCAUCUUUCCCUCGGUCCGAAAAUUCUGAGUGUACAAGUCAUCCUUUGCCUACUCCAUCUAAACCUUUAGUGCCUUCCAACGAGAAUGAUAGAACUCGAGUUUUGCCUAUUCCAAGGCCUGAGAGUGAAAUAUUAUCUUCCCCACAUCUAAAAUCCUUCACAUACACUGAACUGAGCAAUGCCACUAGAAACUUUCGAAGUGAUAGUCUUCUUGGAGAAGGCGGUUUUGGUGAUGUUUACAAGGGGUGGUUAGACGAGGAAACACUUACUGCUGCGAAGCCUGGAACAGGGUUGGUAGUCGCGGUAAAGAAGCUUAAGCCUGAAGGGUUCCAAGGUCAUAAAGAGUGGUUGAGUGAGAUAAAUUAUCUCGGCCAACUUGAUCAUGAAAAUUUGGUGAAGCUUAUUGGCUUCUGCUUGGAUGGUGAUAAUCGAUUGCUGGUCUAUGAGUUUUUGUCUAAAGGAUCCUUAGAGAAUCAUCUAUUUUCAAGAAGUGGACGACCUCUCUCAUGGGAUAUAAGAAUUAAAGUUGCUAUUGACAGUGCUCGUGGUCUUUCUUUCCUGCAUGAAUCUGACCCUACGAUUAUCUUCCGUGAUUUUAAGGCUUCUAACAUUUUGUUGGAUUCGGAAUUCAAUGCAAAGCUUUCAGAUUUUGGAUUGGUGAAAGCUGGUCCAACAGGUGAUAUGACUCAUGUAACCACUCGAGUCUUUGGUACUGAAGGUUAUGCAGCCCCAGAAUAUUGUGCCACAGGUCGGCUCACUACCAAGUGUGACGUCUAUAGUUUUGGAAUAGUGUUGCUCGAACUUCUAACUGGACGAUUUGCAGUUGAUAGAAGUAGACCUCGUCCAGAGCAGAAAUUGUUAGAUUGGGUAAAGCCACAACUACCUGACAAGCGCAAGCUAUUUCGAAUAAUGGACUCAAAGUUAGAGGGACAGUAUAACCGGAAGGGAGCUUACGUAGCUGCAAAUCUUGCAUUACAGUGUGCUCAUAUUGAACCCAAAUAUCGCCCACGAAUGUCAGAAGUGGUAAAUAUUUUGGAUAAGAUCCCAUCUAUGAAACAUUCUCCUUCACGAACAUAUUCUGAUGUAGGCGAAGAUGUGGCAGACGAUGCCUCGUUAUGGAAACAUUCUCAUGUGAGAUCUUAUAAACAAUCAAAAGUAACUCCUGUUUCAAGUCACCAAACGGAGAAACUGUCAAACGGAGCUCCACCAGCAGCUCGUACGAUGUCAUCCAGAUCAGAAGGGUCUGCGCCGUCUGCCUGGCAAACCAGUCGUGGAGUUGCCACACGAAGAUGAACAAAAGUUUGUUUAUAAUACGAUUAUUAGUUUUAUAAUGUAGAUUUAUACCUUUUCUUGAUCUGUACUUAAUCAUCCAAACCCAUUACCCAUAUGGCUUUUGGGGAUUGUAAGAAGGUGAAGAGUUGAUCUACAAGUAACAGUAGCUAUUCUUACUACUA
Messenger RNA from Daucus carota subsp. sativus, 2212 nucleotides. RefSeq names its product probable serine/threonine-protein kinase PBL3. Gene Ontology annotation, biological process: protein phosphorylation. NCBI's taxonomy places the organism in Eukaryota, Viridiplantae, Streptophyta, Magnoliopsida, Apiales, Apiaceae. The transcript is spliced from 10 exons. The record is from RefSeq and is a predicted model, not a curated record. Gene Ontology annotation, molecular function: protein kinase activity; ATP binding. Bases 693 to 2051 code for a protein of 452 amino acids.